Messenger RNA from Trichoderma virens Gv29-8, 627 nucleotides. RefSeq lists its product as uncharacterized. Lineage: Eukaryota; Fungi; Ascomycota; Sordariomycetes; Hypocreales; Hypocreaceae. The record is from RefSeq and is a predicted model, not a curated record. The coding region runs from base 1 to 627 and encodes 208 amino acids. The transcript has a single exon.
AUGCUCUUCCUCCAGUCGCUGACCGCCGCAACACUCGCUGCCACCAGCAUGGCCUUCAAGCUACCCGCUGGACUACAAGACGGGUCCUACGUAGCGUACACGGACGAUUCCGGAGAGGACGUCUUCGAGCCCUUUACACCGCAGCUGGCAGCACGACUGAACAUCACUCAUGACACGCCCGGAAUCUCGCCGCCAACUCGCCGUGAACCAGGCCAGGGUAUUACUCGGCGUGGACGAAGCAGCAGCGCUCUCGACGCCCGCUCUGACUACCACUGGUUUACUUGGUGUGGAUGCGGCUUCGACCUCAACCACGCCAACUGCGAUCGCGCCGUGCAAGGCAUCAAGGACCAGUGUGGCAAGGGCUGCAACCUCCCUCACGCACAGGCAUGGUUCACUAUAGCAGACGACGUCGUGGCUUUCCUCUGUGACGGAGGCGUUGCCAGCGCCGAUAGAAUCACGACGGCCGCUGCCAAAAUCACUGAAAAAUGCGGUUGGUAUAUUGCCGGCACGGCAAUGUUCGAAGAGGGCCUGUUUUACGAGCUGAACAUUGGCUACAUGCGCUACUCACCCGGCCUGGACUUUUGUGCUGACGCCGCGUCGUCGCCUGUGGCCUUUUGUCCCCAUUGA